CCCAACUCAAAAAAUCUCUCGAAACUUACAAUGAACACAACGCGGAUUCUUCUCCCUAUCUGCAACCGGCUCAGGCUCCCCGCCGUCUGUAGCCUUCGCCUCGUCAAUCGCUUCCCUACAAUGAUUAGUCACCCAUUCUAUCCCUUCAAACGCCAGUAUCUACACCAGGUCCCAGCCGCAAUGAAUACUCCCGACAAUUAUCGACCUGAUGUCCUAUCAAAACGGGACCCUACCAUGGAAUCAUUCUUGAACAACGCCGACAACCUGGAACGACUCAUCCAAAUGGAUGGAUUCAAGACCUGGGGCUUCGUGAUUUAUCGCUGCACAUAUCAAAGUGACUCUGAUUGGGAAACGUUCAUGACUCGCUUCCUCUACCAUGUUAGGCAUUCUCUCGAUUUCUACAACGGUCUGGAUCUACUAGACAGCUUCGCCCCAACAGUCUUCGAAGAUAGAUCCUUUGAUGGCGCAACUACCGCUCUUGUACGCAAGCAUUUCCAAGAGUGGGCUGCGACGGCGCCACCAGUGGAGCAGCCUAUCGGCUACUCUGACUAUCCAGAAGCAGGCCGGUAUAAGUUUUUCCUUAUGGUGGACCAGGAGGCUUUAGAGUCGGUCCUGAGUGUACCUGAUCCGGAGGAGUGUGAUAGCGAUGGCUUUGUGCGCCUAGUCAACGGAUUUUGGGAACCGGAGGUACUGGACGCGGAUGAACUGGCAGAGCGUGGAGUAUCUAGCCAGUCGGAACUGGAGCAGGAGGAGCCUCUGGAAGGGCUUACCAUGCUGGAUGUCGGCUGGAUGAAAGUAUGUUAUAGUGACGCACAAACAUGAGGGUAUUUGAGUAUGCUUGACGGCUUUCGCUGGUUGACGUAUUACCAGCGUCCUCCACUUAUUCAGAAAUAUUUAUAGUGUGUAUGGGUGAGAAAUAUGAUGAUUGCGGCCACUUGGGAUGGGUGUCUUUGUUUUGAUAUGUUUUUAUCUUUAUUGGGAGCCCUUCUUUGGAUUGACAUACACUAUGUCCCUGUUCUUUCCCAAUGGUAUUUUGUAUUGACUGGGAGGAGUCAGAUACACAGCCCUAACACCAGUGUAAAGGGCAGAUGCAUGAUAAAGCGCAUGGUUAGUAAAUUGGAGUCCCUGCUUUCACUGUUGAGUGUUUUAUCAUCCAAGAUGAAGUCAAGGGGCUAUCCGAGCCCCAUUCCGCGGCCAAGGUGUAAUUAGGUAGUCUCACCUUAUCGGUCCC
Aspergillus pseudonomiae is the source of this 1231-nucleotide messenger RNA. RefSeq lists its product as uncharacterized. NCBI's taxonomy places the organism in Eukaryota, Fungi, Ascomycota, Eurotiomycetes, Eurotiales, Aspergillaceae. The record is from RefSeq and is a predicted model, not a curated record. The coding region runs from base 31 to 822 and encodes 263 amino acids. The transcript has a single exon.